AUGAGGUCUGGUCCGGUCUUGCGCCUGCUCCAGCAGCCUGCAGUCAAAGUGCUGCUGACAGCUGGGCUCGUCUAUCUUCUCAUAUUCGAGUACUGCUCCCUCCGCUUCUGGCGGGACCCGCACUCCGCCUUCUUCGACAUCCGCGACGUGUUCAAGUGGAAAUACAGCCUGGCGCGGGAACAGCAGGCGCUCAAUCUUACCUCCACUUACAAUGUACCCUUCGAUUCGGCACUCGAUGCCGUCAAGGGCCGGGAUCGUCCGUUGAUGUGCGCGGCGCUUGCGACAGUCAGGCGCGACAAUGCAGAUUACUUCGAGGCCUCAAUUGGGUCGCUGCUGAGCGAUCUGGACGCACGGGAACGACGUGCCUUGCAUUUGUCGAUUCUUUUCGCGAAUACAGAUCCGACGCAGCAUCCAAGCUGGGGUCAGAAGUGGGUGGAGCGGCUGAGUGACUCUGUGAGUUCGUAUAAUGUUUCCGACGCGGAAUUGGCGCAUCUGCGGGAGCUGGAGGAGAAGCGUGACUACUACGAGAAGGGGGUAUAUGACUAUGUCUACCUCCUGAACACCUGCCUGGAGACCGGCGCACCCUAUAUUUUCAUUCUGGAAGACGACGUGAUUUUGGCGGAUGGCUGGAUGAUCAAGACCCUGAAUGGGCUUACCGAACUCUCGCAAGGACAAGCCGACCGCAGCACAGCAUGGCUCUACCUCCGGCUUUUCUUUACCGAGACCUCGCUCUCCUGGCAAUCAACCGACUACUGGUACCGAAAUAUGCCCCUGGCCUUUUUCCUGGUGAUGGUAUUUGGACUCACGCUUCUUCUGGCCGUUCGUCGACGAUUGCCAGCUUCUAGACGCUGGCUUGACAAUUGGACCCUUGCAGCCGUGUGCUUCAUCAUAAUACCCACCUUCACAGCAUUGGUAUACAUGGUUGGAAAGUACUCGUUAUGCCCCUUGAAAGGCGUCAUUGAGAUGAACAUAUUUGGCUGCUGCACACAGGGCCUAGUUUACCCCCGCGAACAGGUCCCAGACUUGAUCGCCUUUCUUCAGGAUCGGAAGGCCGGUCAGACUGAUAGUUUGAUCGAAGAGUAUGCGAGUAACUCUCACUUGACGAGAUAUGCGUAUGCGCCCCAGCAGAUACAGCAUGUGGGAUUGAAGAGCAGUCGGGGUAAUCUUGGUAUUAACACGCAAAGUACCUGGGCUUUCUGGUUCGAGGAGAAUGAUCCCCAGGAGCUCAAGGCCGAGCACGAGAAGUUACUUGCCGCGCAUGAGACCUCGUGGAUGCUAGACUGA
Messenger RNA from Penicillium chermesinum, 1284 nucleotides. RefSeq lists its product as uncharacterized. Gene Ontology annotation, molecular function: glycosyltransferase activity. Bases 1 to 1284 code for a protein of 427 amino acids. The transcript is spliced from 2 exons. Gene Ontology annotation, biological process: GPI anchor biosynthetic process. Gene Ontology annotation, cellular component: Golgi membrane. The record is from RefSeq and is a predicted model, not a curated record. Lineage: Eukaryota; Fungi; Ascomycota; Eurotiomycetes; Eurotiales; Aspergillaceae.